GUGGAGCCACAGGUCGGAGCGCGCGGCACUCGUCGGGAGGCGGCGGCGGCGGCGGCGGAGGCGGGCGGCGCUCUCCGGCAGGCAUGCCCAAAGAAAAAUACGAACCCCCCGGCCCCCGGAGAAUGUAUACAAUUAUGUCGUCUGAGGAAGCAGCAAAUGGAAAGAAGUCACAGUGGGCAGAACUGGAGAUCAGUGGAAAAGUUCGGAGCUUAAGCUCCUCUUUGUGGUCCUUGACUCAUCUGACCACUUUGCAUCUAAGCGACAAUUUCCUGUCCCGCAUCCCUUCCGACAUUUGCAAGCUGCACAAUCUAGCCUAUCUGGACCUGUCGUCAAAUAAGAUCCGGAGUUUGCCGGCAGAACUCGGAAACAUUGUAUCACUCAGGGAACUCCAUUUAAAUAACAACCUGUUACGAGUUCUGCCUUUUGAGCUGGGGAAACUGAUUCAAUUGCAGACAUUAGGCCUGAAAGGAAAUCCGCUUACCCAGGACAUACUGACCCUCUAUCUGGAACCAGAUGGAACGAGAAGGCUACUGAACUAUUUGCUUGAUAACUUGGCAGGUACUGCAAAAAGAAUUUCCACGGAACAGCCACCUCCACGAUCAUGGAUUAUGCUGCAGGAACCAGACCGGACGAGACCCACUGCUUUGCUCUCCGUCAUGUGCUACAAUGUGCUUUGUGAUAAAUAUGCCACCCGUCAGUUGUACGGCUACUGCCCGUUAUGGGCACUCAAUUGGGACUACCGGAAAAAGGCCAUUAUUCAGGAGAUAGUUAGCUGCAAUGCAGACAUCAUCAGCCUACAGGAGGUUGAAACUGAGCAGUAUUACAGCUUUUUUCUGGCAGAAUUGAAAGAGCGAGGCUAUAACGGAUUCUUCAGCCCGAAAUCCAGAGCCAGGACCAUGUCAGAACAGGAACGAAAGCAUGUAGAUGGAUGUGCUAUAUUCUUCAAGACCGAGAAAUUCUCUCUGGUUCAGAAACACACUGUUGAAUUCAAUCAGCUUGCCAUGGCCAACUCGGAGGGCUCGGAAGCCAUGCUGAAUCGGGUCAUGACCAAGGACAACAUUGGCGUUGCUGUCCUGCUGGAGCUGCGGAAGGAGCUGAUAGAGACAGCAUUGGGGAAGCCCCAUCUUGGAACUGAAAACCAGCUUCUUCUCGUGGCUAAUGCGCACAUGCACUGGGAUCCCGAGUACUCCGAUGUGAAGUUGGUUCAGACCAUGAUGUUCCUCUCAGAAGUGAAAAACAUCAUCGACAAAGCUUCAAGGAGCCUCCAGUCCAGCGUGGCAGGAGAGUCUGGGACUAUUCCAUUGGUGUUAUGUGCUGAUCUCAAUUCCCUGCCAGACUCUGGUGUUGUGGAAUAUCUGAGCACAGGUGGAGUCGAAACCAAUCACAAAGACUUUAAGGAACUGAGGUAUAAUGAAAGUCUCACUAACUUCAGCUGCAACGGGAAAUUCGAGACAGCUCCCGGGCGCAUCACCCAUGGUUUCCAGCUCAAGAGUGCUUAUGAGCAGGGACUCAUGCCUUACACUAACUACACGUUUGAUUUCAAGGGGAUCAUCGACUACAUCUUCCACUCGAAGCCUCAACUGAAGACGCUGGGUGUCCUGGGCCCUCUGGACCACCACUGGCUUGUGGAGAACAACAUCACUGGCUGCCCACACCCACUCAUCCCCUCCGACCACUUCUCGCUGUUUGCCCAGCUUGAGCUGGCACUGCCUCUCCUGCCACCAGUCAACGGUGUCCACCUCCUGGGUCGGAGGUAGUCCUGGCCUUCACCUCCCGGGCAGGAGGUAGACCGGCACCCAGCUCCCUGGCAAGGUGUUGUCCCAGCACUCAUCGCCCAGUACUCACCUCCCUGACAGGAGGUUGUCCCAGCACUGACCUUCUGGGCAGAAAGUUGUCCCAUUCCCUUUCAGAGAGCACCUGCUUUUCUUCAUGGAAAUUCAUCCAAAGAUGAAGUGAGGGGAGUGAGGUCUAGACACAGAGAAUUUUUUUCCUAAUGAUUUGGAAUUUUCUGUCUGAUUCUUGGACCGGGAUCUUGUCUUGAAAGCCAGGUGCUAGCAACAACCAAUGUCUGAGCCCAAUGUGCUUUAUCUGCUGUCAGACAGGGAUGGCUGGUGUGUCUGGACAUGCCACCGUGGUGCGUCAAGAGUCAUUUUCCUGUUUCUUCCCACCCCCACCUCCACCCCCUGAGAGAAUAUUUUCAUGUCUUGAAAUAGGAAAAUGUCGGAACUUCCCAGAAUCUCUUUGCACAGAAAUCAGUAGCACUACUUUGCUGAGGCCAGUAAGAAUAUCUAGACCUUUUUACCACAGGGCUUUGCCCCCCUUUUUAUUUUGUUCCUACACUCAUUUGUUUAAAAAAAAAAAAGGAAAAAGAAAAAAAUAGAGAACUUGAAUUCAGCCUUUCUGAUUGAUUGUAUAAUGCUCCACAGAAGACCUGAUUUAUGAAAUUUUAUAUGGGGGGAGAGACAACUUCUUAUCAGUUUUGGAAAGGAUUGUAUUGAAAAAACCGAGGCAAA
Suncus etruscus (white-toothed pygmy shrew) is the source of this 2513-nucleotide messenger RNA. It is a transcript of the gene CNOT6, whose product is annotated as CCR4-NOT transcription complex subunit 6. Gene Ontology annotation, cellular component: cytoplasm; CCR4-NOT complex; nucleus. The coding region runs from base 84 to 1757 and encodes 557 amino acids. Gene Ontology annotation, biological process: nuclear-transcribed mRNA poly(A) tail shortening. Lineage: Eukaryota; Metazoa; Chordata; Mammalia; Eulipotyphla; Soricidae. Gene Ontology annotation, molecular function: protein binding; poly(A)-specific ribonuclease activity. The transcript has 12 exons. The record is from RefSeq and is a predicted model, not a curated record.